Molecule: messenger RNA, 2346 nt
Organism: Monomorium pharaonis (pharaoh ant)
Lineage: Eukaryota; Metazoa; Arthropoda; Insecta; Hymenoptera; Formicidae
Product: cell death-inducing p53-target protein 1
Exons: 4
Coding region: 355-732 (125 amino acids)
Molecular function (GO): zinc ion binding
Source: RefSeq, a predicted model, not a curated record
CGACAUUCACGUAUUCGGGCAACGGCCUUCGACGCGAAAGUCGAGACGCGUCGUUCGUUUUAUCGCGACGCGCGUCUGCGAUAGUGCUCGAGCCGUUCCUUGUCGUUCAGUUUUUUCCUUUCCGAAAUUUGCAAAUUGAAAAGCUUGCAGUUUUCAAGUAAUAACCAACUUUAAAUAACAAUCGAAACGGAGUUCGUUAUCGUUUCCCCUCAAUUUUUCGGUAUCUCGAUAAAGUUUAUUUUUAGUGUCGCGCGUCAUAUCUGAAAUGUAGUAUGACAGGCAACACUGGCUCACACUUCAUUAUCUAAUAUGAUCUUUUGCAUCUGAUUAUGCAAAUUGAGAUAGAGGGACACCAUGCAUAAAAAUGGACCACCUCCACCUUAUGAACCACCACCUUAUGCGCCGCCCGCUUACUCUCAGCAUGUGGGAGGUGUACCUCCAGCUAGUCCAUUUACACCUGCACAAACUUAUGCAAAUGGGCCCACUAUAGUCACGACUAUUGUACCUCUUGGACCACAGUCAACUCAUACAAUUUGUCCACAUUGCCAUGCUGAAAUAGAUACAACAACAAAAACUGAACCUGGCAUGAUCGCUUACAUUUCAGGUGUUAUCAUAGCAUUGCUAGGAUGUUGGUUUGGUUGCUGCUUGAUUCCCUGUUGUAUUGAUGAGUGCAUGGACGUUCAUCAUACCUGUCCAAACUGUAAAGCUUAUCUGGGACGUCAUAGAAGAUAAGUGGAUUGUAUUAAUACGUCCACGCAUUAUUGCAUUUGAAUGUUGAAAUGUUUACAAUAUUACCAAGGAUUCCAAUGGAUAUGUUAAACUUGAUUCUGACAUUGUACAUUUUGAGGGCUACAGGGCUCUAUAAGAGAGAUGUAGCGAAAGAUGUAGCAGCUUAAAUCAGAUGAUACAAUAAGAUCUUUAUAAUGAAGGAUGCACAAUAUCUAAAUAAUAAUUUAGUUUUAUAUAAAUUUUAACAUUCAAUUUUGUUGCAUGCAAUUCGUUAUAAUCUACACGAUUUUUGUAAAAAUAUUGUUCGUGUUUUUGAUUAAGUUGAUAUUAUAUAUGCAACUCGUAAUCUCUUGCACAAUUUUUAUAAAAAUAUUUUUAUACUUUUAUCAUAAAACUGGUAAAACUUGUGUUUAAGAUUUUUGGUAGCAAGAAUCGUUUCAAAACACUUUUAUAAAACAUAAAGAGAUUUACACUUCCACAUCGAUUUGUGCUUCCACAUUACUGGCCUGUGGUCAACAUGACGCUAUAAAUGCUUUGAAGCGUUUAUUUAAGUUGACAGUAGCUAUUAAUAGAUCUUAUUCAUUUUUAUUAUUGCCGUAAAUAUGUACCAUAGGCUUUCUGCAGCAUUAAUUUUUAAAGAUUAAUUCAUUAAUCAUGAUUAAUGUCAAUUUUUAUUUAGAUGUUAUGUUUAUGUUUGAGACAAAAUAUUUUAAGAUUGGCUAUAAAACUGAUAGGCAGCAAUAUGUGCAAUAUUCUUAUUCAUAUAAGCCGUCCAAUUCUAUAAAAUAUGCAUUAAUAAAUUUUCUUUGUAAAUUUAAAUUGGAUCAUAACAUAAAUGGAGAUUGUUCCAAAUAUUUAAGCAUAGUUUAGAGAGAUUAUCAAAUGAAGAUUGAUGAUAAAUGAUAUAUCAUGUUUUUAUCAUUAAAUAAAUGGUAGCUGAUAUAUCAUUCUAAAGAACUUGGAAGAACAGAAAUCUCAUGUUCGUUUAGAAAGAAAAGAUACGCACGCUCACGCACGCACACACACACACACACACACACACACACACACACACACACACACACACACACACACACACACACCCACACACCCACACCACGCGCGCGCGCGCGUAAUUAUUAAUUUUGUAUACGUUAUAAAAGCGACUACAAACAUUUUGAUCAAUUAUCAUGCGUGCAAAUAAUAAAUUUGAUAAAGUAAUAAAUAAUUGCCAUUUGAUAAAAUAAACUCACGAUAUUAUUUUGAGAGAAUUUGUGCUAAUAGCUUCAUAGGCUAAUGUAAUUAUAGAAUAAUAUUUAAUACACAAAUGAUGUCGAGUAAUCGAAAAUUAGCUACGCUUAUUUUGUGUGUGCCUCAAAAUUGUUCAAGACUGUAGACCUCCUGUGCUCUUAUUACAAAAUAACUUCUGUUUUGUUACACAUGUAAAAGAAUAUGAACAAUAAGUGAAUAUUUAGCUUGUAUGCUCACAUAUUUGAUAUAUCUUGUUGCACAUUUUAUCUUUGAUAUGCAUAUGUAAUAUUUGCGACGUAGUUAAAAAGAAAAAUAAAAACUUGAAAUAAUAUUGUACAAUCUUAAAAUUUUUUAAUACAUACGAUAAUAAAUAUUAUUUUACUGCUA